GAUUCACGAGUUCCAGCCCGCGCGAAGAGGGAAGCCGCAGACCCCUCCCCCCUCGCCUUUAAAGUUGGAAACCGAACACACAGCGCUGCGUCAGCGGAGGAGAGUUAGAGAAGUAAAGAACAAGUUAUUUUGGGCAAGCAAGAAACCUGCAACUGCAACCGCAUAUCCAUCCGCAUCCUUGGAAUCAAUAUUGUAGUGUUCGGUUUCCCUAUUUAAUGCUCUUACAUGCUUUGUCUUUCUUUUUCCCAUUACUCCAUUACUCCAUUGCCCAAACCAAAGAGAAAGACCAGAAGCUGGAACCCAGUCUAACGAUCAAGAACGAAUGAAAUACCAAUAACGAGAAGGUUGUCUUAUCUUUAUCUGUUUCUUUUUCUCUGAAUCGAUUUCUUCGUCUCGGGUUUCAUAUCAUUUUUACAAGAUUCGAGAGUUGGAGCUGAGAUUUUUCAAUUUCUCUGUCGAUUUCUUGGAGCACAAGUCGGGAAGGAUUAAAAAAAACCUGAUUGGAUGCGAUUAAGUGAAGAGGGUUCUUGUGGCUGGAGCUGCAUGUAUUAGUUGAAAUUGUUGUUGGGAUUUGUAAUUAGAUUCUGUUUUCAUCGAACGCUUUAAUUGCUGACCUUUGAAGCCGAUUUGGGGAUUCAAUAAGUUGGAAUUUUGGAAUGGGAGAGGCUAGUGGUUGAAAAUUAAAGUUUUGCUCGUGUGCUUCUUUCCUCUAUUUUUGUUUUCGGGGAGUGGGAAGGGUGUGUAAAUAAAAGGUUCCUUCAAUUUUUCAUCGGCCAAGUUACGAAUGGCCGGUAAUGCGGCUUGUAAGCGGGCUGUGCUGUUGGGAUCGAAGUCAGGGAUUUGUUUCUCCAAUUUCAGAAAAGGAUUCAAAGCUUCAAGUAGUCUGGACCCGGUCUGCCUCGAAGCCACCUCCCUUGGCUUAUCUGCUUUGUCAUCUUCGAGUUCUCUGUUCAACAGAUUUUAUUGUAGGCAGAUAUCGCAGCUUGUUAAAUCCAACGGUUCCCGGGCAUUUCUUGUGGAUACGCUUGCGCUGGUUAGGAGAUUGGAAGCACAAGGUGUGCCCUCAAAACAAGCUGAGGCAAUAACAGCUGCUAUUACUGAAGUUUUGAAUGAUAGUUUAGAAAAUGUUGCUCAGUCCUUUGUCUCCAAAGGAGAGAUGGAGAAAACGGUUAUGCUUCAAGAAUCAAAUUUGGGAAAAUUUAAAUCUCAAGUACAAAGUUCUCAGGAGCAUCAUUUCUCUUUAUUGCAACGCGAGACUGAAAAACUCCGGAAUGAUAUAGAGAAGAUGCGCAGUGAACUGAGGUAUGAGAUUGAUAAGGUAACUGCUGGGCAACGUUUGGAUUUGAAUCUUGAAAGAGGGCGUAUACGAGAUGAACUGGCCAAUCAAAAUGCAGAAACGUCAAAUCUAACUAACAAGCUUGAUAGGGAAAUUCAUGCAUUGAAGGCCCAACUUGAAGCUGCAAAAUAUGAUGUCAUAAAGUACUGUAUCGGUACUCUUGUCUCCAUCUCUGCUGUUGGACUUGCUGUUAUUCGCAUUCUGAUGUGAAGAUAUUGUUAGGCAAUUAAAGAUGACUCUAGAGAAAGAAAUUCUAGUAUGUUCAUUUUUUUGCCCUCCGAUGAAAUUGUAUGCUGAAAAAUUUUUUAAAUUCAGUUGCAGCUUCAGUUGGAACUUGUGGCCGAAGAGAACAUUUCAUAAAUGUAUCCAGACUGAAUAUUUAUUUUUCUGUUUUCCUCGGGUA
Molecule: messenger RNA, 1739 nt
Organism: Macadamia integrifolia
Lineage: Eukaryota; Viridiplantae; Streptophyta; Magnoliopsida; Proteales; Proteaceae
Product: protein FMP32, mitochondrial-like
Exons: 7
Coding region: 785-1546 (253 amino acids)
Cellular component (GO): mitochondrion
Source: RefSeq, a predicted model, not a curated record